UAUAGUUCAGAAAACUGUGCUCUUUCUCCACCAACAAAACGACGUAGUUUUCCGUUCACCUGAACAACCGUCUAGGUCGGUGUUUGCUUUGACCCACGUAAUCUCGUCCAGAAAACGCGAUCCCGCACCCUCCACCAACGAGACGACGCAGUUCUCCGUUCACGUGAAAAUCCGUCACAGACGCUUUGAUUCGACCGAAUCUAUUUGUGGAACACUUUAUUAUACCUGGAGAAAAGAAAAAAUGGGGUUCAGCCUUUCAAAGCUCGCGAUGAUUAUAUUGUUAAUAUUUCUCAGCUUCUCUGUAGCAUACUCAUCUACUGCAAUGCACACUAAUAAUUGGGCUGUUUUGGUCUGCACUUCUCGCUUUUGGUUUAACUAUCGGCAUAUGGCCAAUACUCUGUCCUUGUAUAGAACAGUUAAGCGACUAGGAAUACCCGAUGAGAGGAUUAUACUCAUGCUAGCAGAUGACAUGGCAUGUAAUGCAAGAAACAAGUACCCUGCCCAGGUUUUUAAUAAUGAAAACCAUAGACUUAAUCUGUAUGGGGAUAAUGUGGAGGUAGACUAUCGUGGCUAUGAAGUGACAGUGGAAAACUUCUUACGGGUACUUACAGGACGUCAUGAGACUGCUGUUCCGAGGUCUAAGCGACUUCUUAGUGACGAAGGAAGUCAUAUUCUUCUGUAUAUGACAGGGCAUGGAGGUGAUGAGUUUUUGAAGUUUCAGGACUCAGAAGAGCUUCAAAGUCAUGAUUUAGCUGAUGCUGUGAAGCAAAUGAAAGAGAAACGCAGGUUCAAGGAGCUUCUGAUAAUGGUGGACACCUGCCAAGCCUCUACUCUGUUCUCCCAGCUUCAUUCACCAGGUGUUUUGGCAAUUGGAAGUAGUAUGAAAGGAGAAAAUUCAUAUUCGCAUCAUUUGGACUCAGAUAUUGGUGUUUCAGUCGUUGAUCGUUUUACAUUUUACACCCUUGCUUUCUUUGAGAGGCUGAAUAUGUAUGACAAUGCUUCGUUAAGCAGUCUUUUCAAGUCAUUUAAUCCAAAUUUGUUGAUGUCAACUGCGUAUUAUAGAAUGGAUCUAUACCAACGCCAUUUAGAGGAGGUCCCUGUGACAAACUUCUUUGGUUCUGUAAUGAAAACUAUACAUACAGAUUCAGCCUAUAGAUCCCUGUCUAAUAAAAAAAUUGGGACAGAUAAAACGAGAAUCUCUUUGGAACAAUCAAUCUCUGACAAUGACAGAAUGAUUUUUAUAAACUCAGAUGCGGAGGAUCAAUAUAAUAAUUUAACUGCGGAGGAACAUUUCCGAGAUGAAGUUAGACAAAUAUGGAGAUCUAUUCUUGGCAAUACUUCUGAAAGCAUCGACACUUUUGUGUGCUAUGGAUUGAUUUUAAUGCUUCCUUUAUUGAUAUUUUCCACGUGGUUGUCAAAGUAAAUGAUUGCAGCAAUGUUCUUGAAGUUCGUUUGCAAAGUGGAGAUACUAUAUGUCACUAGUGCUUGAAUUGUAGUCUCACUUGAAGAAGAUAUUCUGGGGACUGUAUAUAGUAAGGGGGCGCAGACUACAGAGAGAGAAGCUUUGCCUAUCAGCUGUGUUAUUCGGUUAGCCAUUGCUUUUUGCCUUGGUGUUGUGAUGUUGUUGUCAUGUUUAGCCAUGUUUAACUUUUUAUGAUUGUAGACUGUAAAAUUUUGUAAAACCUUGCACUAGUUUGUGUCCAACAUUAGAAUAUGGCUCUUUUGAAUAACUCGGAAAUAAAAAAUGCUUGACAUAUAUAUAUAUAUAUAUAUAAACCUUUUCUUCAA
Vigna angularis (adzuki bean) is the source of this 1788-nucleotide messenger RNA. Its product is annotated as GPI-anchor transamidase. NCBI's taxonomy places the organism in Eukaryota, Viridiplantae, Streptophyta, Magnoliopsida, Fabales, Fabaceae. Gene Ontology annotation, cellular component: GPI-anchor transamidase complex. Gene Ontology annotation, molecular function: GPI-anchor transamidase activity. The coding region runs from base 242 to 1423 and encodes 393 amino acids. The transcript is spliced from 11 exons. The record is from RefSeq and is a predicted model, not a curated record. Gene Ontology annotation, biological process: attachment of GPI anchor to protein; protein localization to cell surface; proteolysis.